AUGCUCGAAUCAAGCGAACCCGGAACGUCGAUCCUCAUGGAGACAUUGUCUUUGUAUCGAGAGAUUCGACAUCCAUUGUUUCAAAACGACUCUGUCUCUUGUUUGACUUCUACUCUGGAACAACUAAUAUCAGAAGACCACGUGCUAGCCACUAUGCCCAUGGCAAUAUGGGUUGCUUUAAUUAUCUACGGUACAUUGAGCACAAACACGGUGCUUUCAUUAUUGAGCCUUCGUCGGUCCUAUGAGGAGCUAACAACAAAACGACAUUCUCACCUCGACGUUCUCGACAUAUUCAGAGUGAUGGCGAUUCUAUGGGUGAUCACCAACCACACUGGUAGCGAAGGACGAGUCGACGUUCUGGAUCGACUUCCAUCCGCUGAUCAAUUUAAGGCAGCUGUGCAUAAUAAUCCGGUAUUUGGCGCAUUGCUGGGGAACUCGGCUCUUGGUGUGGAGAUUUUCCUGGUGCUUUCUGGACUUCUUGGUGCCAGGACAUGGUUGAGAAAAGCAGACCAGCCGUUUUUCGCUCACUACCAAGCGUUUAUUAUACGCCGAGUUCUACGCCUUGUGCCGUCGGUUGUGUUCUUCAUCUACAUUGUGACGGGUCCACUCACGAAGUUCUUCUUACCAAGAUUCUACUUAUCAAUGAUCUCGUCGUGUGGCGUUUCUGGUAUUACCGCUCACCUCACGUUUCUUGGUAACUGGCAAUCCACUCCCACAUGUCUUGGAUAUUUAUGGUAUCUUGGAUUGGACAUGCAACUAUACAUUGCUGCUCCUUUCCUCCUACACAUUCUCUAUAAACGACCGCUGAUGGGAAAAAUUACAUGCACAGUGUUGAUUCUGAUCUCGAUGCUCCUACGUGGUGUGUACUGCACUUUAUAUGACGUUUGCCAUAAGAGUGACGUCGACAUUCCAUUCAUUUCUUUCCCGGGACAAGAUCAAGAGAAAUCGGCCGUAAUUUACGCCGGUGUUUGGGAGAUGUACGCUCGUCCGUUCACCAAAUGUGGUCCAUUCAUUCUUGGCCUACUACUCGGUACUGCGACAACCACUAUGAGACCGAGUUUGAGCCGUGGUACAUCUCGUAUAAUCACCAACACGUUCUUCACGCUCUGUCUUAGCGUGAUAUAUGGUAUUUUGCCGCAGUACUGGUACGGAAAAUACUUUGAAUGGUACAAUCUCUUCUACACAGCGUCCUUCCGUACAAUUUUUGGCAUUGGAGUUUGUGGAAUGAUGUUGGCGAUCAUUUCACGACAAGAGAGCAAAUCCACGGCAAUAAUAUGGUCGGUACUAGCUCGUCUUAGCUACAACACCUAUUUACUUCAUAUGCCAGUCAUCUAUCUCUUCAAUUACUCGGAAUUUCUUCAGCAAGCCAGUGGAGCUACUGAAUUGAUACUUAUCUUACCUUUUGUCGUCAUCCUUAGUUUUAGUGCCUCAUCGGUUUUUUAUUUCUUCGUCGAAGCACCGCUAGGUCGCAUCACUUCCGGAUGGGUAGAAAAAAAGUGA
This is a messenger RNA of Angiostrongylus costaricensis, 1500 nucleotides long. NCBI's taxonomy places the organism in Eukaryota, Metazoa, Nematoda, Chromadorea, Rhabditida, Metastrongylidae. The record is from the annotation of a GenBank genome assembly.